GAAAUAUCAUCUGAUCUGUACUUUUUUACUAUAGAUUAAUAACCACUAGUCAUCUUCUAAUUUUAGAUACAGAAAGUUUUCUUAAACAUUGGAAAAACAGCUAUAUCUUCCACACAAGACCAUACAUCACGCAAGCUAUUUGGUGUUCUGUUAAUCUAAUUUACUCAAAAAGUUUGUUGUUCUGAGUUGUAAUCAUUAGACCUAGCUAUUUGAAUUUAAUUUCUACACCAAACAUUGCAUGACGUCUCAGAAAAAGUUUUUAAUGUUAAUUCAAGGGAUUACAUCAUCACCUGAGGAACCUAAAUUGAUGCAAAGAUGAAUCAUUUUGUUCUUCAACACAAUUCUUAUGCAACCCCAGAAAUUAGUUUUAACCAGAAGGGUACAUUCUUUUAUCCCAAACCAAUUCCAAGAAAGCAAUUAGGAUGGAAAUUUUGCCAAGAAAAUGAAGGGCAUGAUUCAAAUGUAGGAACAGAGCUUCUAGAUAUCAUUCAAAACAAGGAAGUUUCAUCAUCACCACCUUAUUUUCUUGGCUCUCCUCCUGUUAGAGUUUCUAAUCCUUUGGUUCAAGAUGAGCAAUUUACAUGGGAGGAACACAUUCCUCAAUCAACACCUGUAGUUUCAUCAUCACCAGGUUUAUCAUCUCCUUCUUCUGCAUCAUCUGGUUUAUCCUCUCCAUCUUCACCGUUUCGGAAAGGUGGUUGUGUUAGAAUGAAGUUUGGAGUUAAAUCAGCUAAGGUUAGAGUUGUAGGAUUUGAUUGCCAUGUUCCAGCUGUUGCUUAUUGAUCUUGAUUCAAAGGAAGUGUACAUAGAAGACAAAUGCAAUCAAAGGGUGAAGCAGUGGAUCAACAAGAGAUGACAAAUUCCAGUUAAUAAAUUAUAUGUUGGUAUCUAAUAUAUAUUUACAUAUUGUAUAUAUCAAAUUGUUUUGGAUAGUGAUG
Medicago truncatula (barrel medic) is the source of this 938-nucleotide messenger RNA. RefSeq lists its product as uncharacterized. Bases 316 to 783 code for a protein of 155 amino acids. The transcript has a single exon. NCBI's taxonomy places the organism in Eukaryota, Viridiplantae, Streptophyta, Magnoliopsida, Fabales, Fabaceae. The record is from RefSeq and is a predicted model, not a curated record.